GAUUGGUGUAUUAGUAAUAUUAUACUAUUAUAUAAGUUUCCUUUUCAUCCAUUCAUUCAUAUUCAUAUAUGCUUCAACAUUUCAUGGGUCAUUCUCUUUCCCUAUGGAGCUCCGAAUCCUAACCUUCUUCACUCUCUCCAACCCACUCGCCUCCAUGCUCUCUUUCUUCUCUUUCUCCCUCCUCCACCACCGGACGAAAACAUUCAACUGUUUUGUGGUUCUGUUGUUUACUUUGUUUUCUGUAUCUGCAUAUGGGUUGUGCUCGGCCAAUGUGAGACUGAAUUCAUCGGAAUAUGAUGUGUCGGGGAAAAUAUGCAAUUCGGGUUUUACAGACACUGUUACUGAUGGCAGUGGUUUUCAAAAUGUAUGUCAAGACACACAUUCACUCUGUGUUCCUUCGAACGAUGAAAAGAGAAGUCCUAAAGCGGCUUCUUUUGGAGGUUCUGGUAAUCAGUGCAAUGGUUCGUUUUGUUCAGGGUUAGCUCGAGAUAGCGAGGUGACAAGUAACGUGAAAGGCUUAUUGCUAUUCCCUGAUGUUGGUAUUCAUGUUAGCAUUAUUUAUUGUGGUAAUCUGCGCACUGAUUUAUAUAACAUGCCACCCGAAGUAUCCAACUUGAAAGAGAAUUGCAAAUUGAUUAUUCUUAAUAAUGACACAACUAGUCCCGAGGUUGAGAUUCCGUGUGAAAACGCAAUGCAUAUUUGUUUGGAGCAUCAAAGGCUUUCAUUUGUAGGGAUAAAAGAUAAAACCAAACUUGACAGUUCUGGCAGUAUGAGGGCUGAGUAUGUGGUCGGAAACAAGGAUUUGCCACCAAAUGUUAAGGCAACAGAGACAGCAGAUGUAGAUGAAUUAGUUUUUGGAAAGUGGGUGUCUCAAGGAACCACUAAUGCCAUUUCUGUGCUUGAAGACGACGAGGUGAUAUUCUCAACGGUUCAAGUUGGAAGUUAUGUCUCAAGGUGGAUCACUGUAAAGAAUCCUAGCCAUCAUCCAGUUAAGAUGCAGCUUAUCUUGAAUACAGAAGAAAUAAUCGAUGAAUGCAGGGGUCCGGAUGAUAUAUUACACAACUUUUCAGCUGGUAAUUUAGUUAUAGAUGAAGUUAUUUCUGAAGCAAAGCAUGGAUUCUCAGUGCCGAAGAGUGCGGUAAGAGAGGCUUAUGUGAAACCAUUUGAUUAUACAACUUUAGGGCCGAUAAUUUUUUAUCCAUCCAAGCGAUGUAGAUGGAAUGGUUCAGCGUUGAUCAGAAACAAUCUUACCGGGGUUGAGUGGAUACCAUUAAGGGGUACUGGAGGGCUGUGUUCCCUAGCUUUACUUGAGAGGUCUGAGCAUGUUCAGAGUAUAAAUUUUGAUCUUAAAGUGCACAAUCUCCUCAGUUUCUCCCUGAAGUAUCCCGUACUUGAAAUGAAAGACAUGAUUUCUUCCUGCUCACAGCCUUUAGUGAAAGAGAUAUAUGCCAAGAACACAGGAGACAUGCCAUUGGAGGUGAAAACAAUGAGAGUUUCUGGUAGAGAAUGUGGGUUGGAUGGUUUUAAGAUUCAUGAUUGUAAAUGUUUUGCUCUUGAUCCAGGGGAGUCAAUAAAGUUACUGAUAUCAUACCAAACUGAUUUUUCUGCUGCUAGGGUUCAUCGUGAUCUUGAACUUGCUUUGGCUUCUGGCAUUUUUCUAAUACCUUUGAAGGCAAGUGUCCCAUAUGAUGUGCUAGGUAACUGUAAGAAGUUCGUGUUUUGGACGCGAGUGAAAAAAUGGUUGAUUGGAUUCGCUCUUGUUGCAUCCUUAUUUUUGAUGUUUUUCUUUGAUUGCUUGUGCAAUAAUCACAAUAACUCCUUUCGCAUCACCUUGAGACAUAACGAGGAAACCCCUCUACUGCCUUGUAAUCAGGGAAAUGAUAGCUUAUCUAUGUCUGAUAGAACAAAUAAUAUGUUUUGCUCAGUUGGAGAAGACACAACCUCGACAAUGCGGGCCACCUCUGCCAGAUAUUCGUAUGAUCUAAAUGAAACCUUUGAUCAGGAAACAUCUCAACAUUUGACGCAGAAUUCAAAAAACCAUAAACAGAUUAGUCAUAUUUUGGAUACUCCAAAAGAAGGAAAGUCGCCAACUACUGCAGUUCAGAGCUCUGAUGUUGGGAAACCAUCUCAACAGGGUGACCUAAAAAUCAAAACAAGAAAAGAAAAAAGUAGAAGAAAGAAGAAUAAGAGUAUUUGUGUGAAAUCAACCGCGGUGUCUGAAGUUUCAAGCAGUCGAAGUGGGAAUUCUACACCCUCAUCACCCUUGUCCCCAGUUGCCCCUGCAUCAAGCAAAUCUAGCAGGCCAUUGUCUCCUGAUGUGAAGCAACCCCCUCUUUUAGGAUCCCAAAAACCUAAAAAAAUCCAAGCUUCUACAUCUGCUGCAAAGGCGAAUACAUUGAAGCAAAGAGUUCCAGUAAAGUCGUGCAGUGACAAUGUUUCUUCUCCAAAAGUUUCACAUUCACCUUCAACAAGUAAUGCUACUACACCCUUGAAGAUGUUUUGUGCUGCUUCUCCCAUGCUUGGUAUACCUCCUCCUUCCUCCUUGGUGUCAACAUCUAGUGUUAGCUUAAGUUGUCGAGCUCCGGGAUCGAAGCUUGACAAGCAAAAGACUGUUGUAGCACCACAGGCAGGGCAUGCAGAAGAGUAUACAUAUGAUAUCUGGGGUGGCCAUCUUUCAGGGAUUCAUUUAUUAGUUCCAAAAGAUGUUACUUGUAUGAAAUCUAGUCCUGCUGAAAAGAACUUCAACAGCUUCUUUGUUGGGGAGCCACAGGCAAUAAAAUAAAAUGGCUAUUUAAGCUGAUAACAUAA
Molecule: messenger RNA, 2808 nt
Organism: Medicago truncatula (barrel medic)
Lineage: Eukaryota; Viridiplantae; Streptophyta; Magnoliopsida; Fabales; Fabaceae
Exons: 3
Coding region: 104-2782 (892 amino acids)
Cellular component (GO): membrane
Source: RefSeq, a predicted model, not a curated record